GUUCCCGCACGCACCCGCCCUCCGGCCCCGCCGCCAGCAAACCGCCGCCGCGGGCGCGCCCCCGCUCUGCGCUGCCUCUGCCAUGGCGUCCGCGUCCGCCUCCGGGACCGUGGCGAAGCACGAGCAGAUCCUGGUCCUCGACCCGCCCACAGACCUCAAAUUCAAAGGCCCCUUCACAGAUGUAGUCACUACAAAUCUUAAGUUGCGAAAUCCAUCGGAUAGGAAAGUAUGCUUCAAAGUGAAGACUACAGCCCCUCGACGGUACUGUGUGAGGCCCAACAGUGGAAUUAUUGAACCAGGGUCAACUGUGACCGUUUCAGUAAUGCUUCAGCCUUUUGACUAUGAUCCCAACGAAAAGAGUAAACACAAGUUUAUGGUACAGACAAUUUUUGCUCCACCAAACAUUACAGAUAUGGAAGCUGUGUGGAAAGAGGCAAAACCUGAUGAAUUAAUGGAUUCUAAAUUGAGAUGUGUGUUUGAACUGCCCAAUGAAAACGAUAAAUUGAAUGAUAUGGAACCUAGCAAAGCUGUUCCAUUGAAUGCAUCUAAACAAGAUGGACCCAUGCCAAAACCGCAUAGUGUUUCACUUAAUGAUACUGAAACAAGGAAACUCAUGGAAGAGUGUAAAAGACUUCAGGGAGAAAUGAUGAAACUAUCAGAAGAAAAUCGACAUCUGAGAGAUGAAGGCUUACGGCUCAGAAAGGUAGCACAUUCGGAUAAACCUGGAUCAACCUCAGCUGCAUCCUUCAGAGAUAAUGUCACCAGUCCCCUUCCUUCACUUCUUGUUGUAAUUGCAGCCAUUUUCAUUGGAUUCUUUCUAGGGAAAUUCAUCUUGUAGAGUGAAGCAUGCUGAGUGCUAUUUCUUUCUUUCUUUUUUUUUUCUCUUGACCAGAAAAGAUUUGUUUACCUACCAUUUCAUUGGUAGUAUGGCCCACAGUGACCAUUUUUUUUUGUUGUGUGUGUGUGUACAGCGUCAUAUAGGCUUUGCCUUUAAUGAUCUCUUACGGUUAGACAACACAAUAAAAAACAAACUGUUCGGCUACUGGACAAAAAUUGUAUAUUAUCAGAUCACUAGCAGAUGUCAGUUGCACAUUCAGUCCUUUAUGAAAUUCAUAAAUAAAGAAUUGUUCUUUCUUUGUGGUUUUAAUAAGAGUUCAAGAAUUGUUCAGAGUCUUGUAAAUGUUAUUUUAAUAAUCCCUUUAAAUUUUAUCUGUUGCUGUUACCUCUUGAAAUAUGAUUUAUUUAGAUUGCUAAUUCCACUCAUUCAGGAAAUGCCAAGAGGUAGUCUGUGGGGAAAUGGUGCCUCUUACAGUGUAAAUUUUCUCCUUUACCUUUGCUAAUAUCAUGGCAGAAUUUUCUUACCCCUUGUGAGGCAGUUGUUGACUGAGUUUCUCAUCCUUACAGUCCUGUCCCAUGGUAUUUAACAUUAAAGAAAAUAAAACUGUUAACAGAUUCUUGCUGAA
Molecule: messenger RNA, 1463 nt
Organism: Suncus etruscus (white-toothed pygmy shrew)
Lineage: Eukaryota; Metazoa; Chordata; Mammalia; Eulipotyphla; Soricidae
Gene: VAPA
Product: VAMP associated protein A
Exons: 6
Coding region: 83-838 (251 amino acids)
Biological process (GO): neuron projection development
Cellular component (GO): endoplasmic reticulum membrane; plasma membrane
Molecular function (GO): FFAT motif binding
Source: RefSeq, a predicted model, not a curated record